Molecule: messenger RNA, 2216 nt
Organism: Zonotrichia albicollis (white-throated sparrow)
Lineage: Eukaryota; Metazoa; Chordata; Aves; Passeriformes; Passerellidae
Source: RefSeq, a predicted model, not a curated record
GUGUGCUGCUUUGCCCCGGGACUGCAGCAGGUCGGAGCCCCCCGGGAUGUGCCUCUUUGGGCGCUUCGCUUCCUCAGGGGCGGCUCCUCCACCUCGUUUUGCCCUAAAACGGAGCGAGCCUGUGCAGCCUGUGGCCGGCUCUGCCCUUCCUGCCUUUCCUUUGGCAGCGAGGGGAAAGUUGAGGUCCGGUUUUCCAGCCUGGAUGUAUCCGGCUGAGCCCGGCUUCGGGAGAAACCCCCGGGAGGGGUUUUGGCAGCGGAAAGCUGCGUGCCUUGGCACUCGGUGUGCUCCGAGGGCUCCCGGUGGCACCGGGGAUUUGGGGAGCACCCGGCUGGAAAGGGCAGCCAGCGGGACAAACCUUUGGCACGUUGGGCUGUGUGCCAGCACCUGUGGGUGUCACCGGCAGCCUGGAUGUCCCACCUGGAAGGGUGGGUUGGGAUAGGGAGGCAGAGGAAGGGUCUGGGCUCGCUGGGUCCCUCGGUUCCCCCCACCCAGCAGAGUGUUCCCAGCACGGCUCUGGAUGAGCUCCCUCCCUCGUUUUGGGAGGAGAGGGGUUAAGUCAAAGCAUCCGAGCUAAGCCCUGGCAGGAGAAGGCUAAAAGCUCCCGGAGAACAAAGCUCACAAAGUGGUGGUAAGCUGGUAAAACCUGUGGGAAUGUGGGAGCCUUCAGGGGCACUGGGGUCCUGCAUGGGGAGCGGGGUCCUGCGGGUUCCCUGCAGCCCCUCGGCGUGGAAAUCCUGGCCUCAGGUUAUUUUUGGAACAAUUGCUUGGCCGGGCCUCAAAAAUGUCCUGGUUUUUGGAAGAGCCUGGAGCCUGUGAGCUGUCAGCACAGGCCAGGCGCUGUGGGGUGCCCAGGGCUGGGUCGGGAGCCCCUCCAGGGGGAUUAGGAGGUGCACCUGGAGCCCCACACUGGGACUGGGAUGGCUGCUGCAUUUUUAUUUUCUCCUAAAUUUGCUAUCCGCCUUUCAGGGGAGCUUUCCCAUGAAGGCAGCCUGAGCUCCAGGCCCCUGGGUGCCUCCCAAGGUGGACGUGCAGGUCGUGCCUGGCGUCCCCUCCUCUCCCUGCGCCCCUUCCUUUGCACCCCGUGGCUGUGCCACCCCUCUUUUAUCAAUUCCCGGCACAAAUGAAAGGGACGGAGAGGGCAAGGAUUGAUUCUGGGCAAACACUAUAAAGGCACCUACAGUUAGAGCGGGGAAGCUCACUCGGUUCAUGGUAAUUAUCCUGGUUAAAUUAUAACCUCAUCAACAGGCCACCUCUGUCCCCGGGGCUGCCGUGUCCCUCCGAGCGCUGGCAUUGCCGCGUUGGUGACACCGAGGGGACCCACGCGUGGCCAGGCCUGGAGGGUGACUCCUCACCCCCCUCCAGAGCUGGCACAGCUGGGUGUUGGCACAGCCCUGCCCGCUUCCCAACCAUCCUGCUCUUCCCAGGGUGCCCGAGGCGCUGCGGAGCUGGAGAGCCCCCAGGAGCCGUGUGCUGGUAGCCCCCCAGGCAUCCCAGAGGCACCAUGAUCCCCAGCGUGGGCCCCCGGAUGUGGGGUUACGGUUUCCUCUGCGUCUCCGUCAUCUCCCUGUGCUCGCUGGUGGGAGCCAGCGUGGUGCCCUUCAUGAAGAAGACAUUUUACAAGCGGCUGCUCCUCUACUUCAUAGCUCUGGCGAUUGGAACUCUCUACUCCAACGCCCUCUUCCAGCUCAUUCCCGAGGCGUUUGGAUUCAACCCUCAGGAAGAUUAUUACGUCUCCAAAUCCGCUGUGGUGUUCGGGGGCUUCUACCUCUUCUUCUUCACGGAGAAGAUCCUGAAGAUGCUCCUGAAGCAGAAGGACCAGCACCACCAUGGGCACAGCCACUACGGCCCCGAGGCUCUGCCCUCCAAGAAGGACCGGGAGGAGGGGGUCACAGAAAAGCUGCAGAAUGGGGACCUGGACCACAUGAUCCCACACAUCACCAGUGACCUGGAGUGCAAGCCCCCCUCCGGGGAUGAGAAGGCUGUGGUGGGCUCCCUGUCUGUCCAGGACCUGCAGGCCUCCCAGAGCGCGUGCUACUGGCUGAAGGAGGUCAGGUACUCGGACAUUGGCACUCUGGCCUGGAUGAUCACGCUCAGUGACGGCCUCCACAACUUCAUCGACGGCCUGGCCAUCGGCGCCUCCUUCACCGUGUCGGUUUUCCAAGGGAUCAGCACCUCCGUGGCCAUCCUGUGUGAGGAGUUCCCACACGAGCUGG